Molecule: messenger RNA, 2134 nt
Organism: Papilio polytes (common Mormon)
Lineage: Eukaryota; Metazoa; Arthropoda; Insecta; Lepidoptera; Papilionidae
Product: filaggrin-like
Exons: 4
Coding region: 440-1729 (429 amino acids)
Source: RefSeq, a predicted model, not a curated record
GCGAGCUGCAAAUGUGAAUAAAUGCCGCGCGAGAAGGUAGGUCAAAAAACUCGAGCCCGUACCGCCGAGCGACGCACGCCUCUGUAGUCGUUGUGCAACCGCGCCGCGGCCGCCCUCAGAAUUAGUUAAACUAUCGCCGAUGUUCACGGCCGCUUUUUUCAAACAGCUUUUAGAAAAUUCGCGAUAAUAAGCAUCAGGGGAGCGAUUCACAGCGAGUUAACGACGCUUUCGCACGGCGCGCGGCCAUUCGCCAGUCGCCAGUCGCAGGCCGGCCGCAGUGGCGCACUCCUCGCCGACGUUUGCACACCACACGCGCAAAAACCGACGCCGCAACACUUUGGCAACGGAUCCUUUACAAUUGGGUUGGUCAACGCGGUGAAAGGCUGUCUGCGACUAUAAAAUAAAAAAAGAAAAUCAAAUCGGGCACAGUCUGUGCAAAAUGAGGUCUGUGCUGAUCCUCCUGCUCGCCCUGGCGGUGGCGGCCGUCGCCGAGUUCGGGGAAGAGCCCUGGGUGGAGGAGGAGGAGCUUGACGAGCCCUACAACGAGGAGGACUACCGCCACGAGCGCAAGACGCGCGCCGUCGACGAGGAGGAAGAACCCGUGCCCGACUGCCACAAGCGCGUGCGUCGCACCGCCGCCGCCGAACCGGAGCGUGGCCGGCGCCCGCGCCGCGUGCAUCAGUACGAGGUGCACGAGUACCACGAGGAAGCGCGGCCCGCGGCGCCCUACGAGGAGAUGCUGGCGGCGAGCGCCGACCACUACCACAGAGUGUACGCGGCGCCGCCCGGGCCUGUGCCGCGCCAUCUAGACGCCGAUGUGAGUCGCAGCCCCGGAACACCGGGCGCCCAUGUGCCGUCUCGUGAUCCCGCCCAGUUUGCGGCGGCUCCUGCAGCGCUAGCUUCCUUCCAAAAGACUCCCUUAAAUGUCGCUAACCCCGUACACGUGGCUAACUUCGCUUCGGAGUCGGGUCCGGGCCCGGUGGCGCAGGUGGCGGCCAGCGGGCUGGCGCCGGUAGCGAAAGCCGGCGGGCCGGCCGCGCGCCGUCUGGCCGAGGACCAGUUGGGCGCUGCGGGCGCGGCCGGCCACCGCCAGCAGCUGCGCGACGACAGCUGGUUCGCGCAGGGCGGUGGGCACGCCAACAAGGGACACCAUCACAACGAGCACGGCGGGAAGACAAGCAAGGGCUAUGACUCAGACCACUACGUAGACAAGGGUGCAAAGGGCUUCAAGAAGGACGAGAAGCACCGCAAGGAGUACGAGGAGGCUACGGGCAAGAAGAGCAAGCACCACGACCGCGCUGCGCACUCCGGAGAUCACGAGGAGGAGGCAUUCGGGCACAGGGGAUCCAACUUUGCUGAGAAGAAGGGACACAAGAAAGGCCACAAGACCAAGGGUUUCCACAAUAAGUACCACAAGGACGAGUUUAAGAAGGAGCACAAGUUCUACGACGACUUCCACAAGAGCGGCGAGCACCACCGCUUCGGCAAGUUCAACGCCAAGCACGCCGCCAACGAGAGCGGCAAGAAGCGCGCCCAUCACCUCAACGCCGGGCACGACUUCGUCGAGCACGGCAAGAAGGGAUACAGCAACAAGGGGCACAUCGACGCCGACCACAAAGGAUACAACGGCAAGAACGGGCACGAGGAGCAUCAUGAGAAUCACUCGCAGUACGGCAAGAAGGGGGGUCGGGGCGGGGGCAAAAGCUGGGGACACGACACAAAAAACUAGCCACACACAGCCUCGUCCGGCACAUCCUCGGCUGAAGUAUCCCAUACGACAUGGUGUUAUAUCGUAAACGUUUUGUUAGAAUUUGUAUACUGGGGCCAAAUAUAUCUUAUAGAAGUAAGUAAAGAAGUUAUGUUUAACUCGAUCGAAUUUAAGCGUAUGUGAUAUAGAAUCACGAGUAUUAUUUAGGAAAUGGUAUUUAAAUUAUAUUACUUGUAGUUGUUAGUUAUAGACAUGGAAUAUAUACCUCUUAUUAUUUAUCAAUUUUCAAGUUAAUAUUAGAUCCCAUGUGAACUACGAUGUAAGUGUCAUUUAACAAGAUAGUAAAGAUUUUCAGUAUGUUUAUGAAAGAAUAUACUAAAAUGUAAUAGAGUAAUCAGUCAAAUUACAGAAUCUUUUUAAGUAAAA